GGAAGUUUCCUUCACCGACAUACACUGCAAACAGAGCAGGGAGCGAGUAGGGAGCAGCCUUUGAAGUGUACUUCGGAAUGGAACGCAGAUUAUUGUAGAUGAAAAUGACGAAGAAAAGACGUCCCCUUCCAUGCCGCUGUUGUGACGUCAUCAAAAGGUGACCCAAGAACCUUGAGGCGCUAACAGUUAUCUUUAUUUAAAAAUAAAUAACUUGCACAGGAACAAUACAGGUGGGAUAUAAAAAGGAGAAGCCCAACAGGAUGGCCAGCGCGCUCUGUAGCAGAGCCAGGGUGGUUACAUACCUGCCAGGGCUUCACGUUCUUGUUCGGCGCAUAGCAGGAACCAGGUGUUUCUCAGGCGACUGUCAAGUUAACGUCACCUCACCAGAUGCAGGACUGAGGACGGUCUGGCCGGAUGAGAACAUGGGACCGUUCGGUCCUCAGGAUAAACGCUUCCAGCUGCCAGGUAACGUGGGAUUUGCCGGGCAGAUCGAAGGCGCAGCAGAGCAGAAGCCUGGCCCUGUGCACACGAGACUCCCGGAUGUCCUGACGGCGCCGUCUAACAGCGAGAGGCACGAGUUCGUCCUGGCACAGUUUAUCAACGAGUUCCAGGACGACGCCGAGGCUCUGUCACCACCCAAGGUCGACAGCGCGGAGCAGUAUUUUGACCACUCCAGAGUGGAGUGUGCCAUCCAGUCCUGUCCAGAGCUGCUGAAAAAAGAAUUUGCGCUGAUGUUUCCUGAAGCUCCAUCCAGCGGUAUGAUGGUGCUCACUGUAACACAGAGAACGGAGAACGACAUGACCGCCUGGUCUGACAAGGUGGACCAGGAAAGAGAGCAACUGCUGGCUACUUUCAUUGAAGGGGCAAAGGAUAUCUGCCACGCGCUGCAUGCUGAGGGUUUUUGGGCCGACUUUAUCGACCCGUCAUCUGGACUCGCGUUCUUCGGCUGCUACACCAACAACACGCUGUUCGAAACAGACGAACGCUACCGCCACCUGGGUUUCCAGAUCGAAGACCUGGGAUGCUGCAAAGUGAUCCGUCACUCUCUGUGGGGCACGCACGUGUUCGUAGGAAGCCUUUUCACCAACGCCCCGCCCAACAGCCACGUCAUGAAGAAGCUGCAAGGGAAUUAACGUGUCGAGCACUCACUAUCCCAAAAAUCCAAGAACAACUAGGGGUUUAUCAGGUUUUCAUGCUCUGUUUUCAGAGUGAACACAAUCACAUCUUAUCAGUCGCACAAAUAGAUUAGUAUUUCAUUUCCUUCUCAGAUUCAUUUUCUGUAAUCCCUAUGGGGUGCUAUUUAUUUUGGUAAAUGAAUAUGGCAAAGUGUAGGAACUUUGCUGUCUGAUUUUUGGAUUUAAGGCGGGGAAAAAAAAUCUAUGUAUCCAUAAUGCCUUUUUUUUUAUUAUUAUGUAGGAUGUUUUCCUAGUACAGCGUUACCUCGGCAUAGGAAUUUAUAUAACCAAAAUAUAUGACCCAUAUUACAAAAUUUAAACAUUAUUUAAUCAUUUUGUUUGCAUAUAAAAGCAAUCAAAGCAUUUAGAAAAUGCAUAUAUAUAUAUAUAUAUGAGAUGAAUAGACAUUAAACCUCACUAAACCUUAUUUUAUGAAUACUCUUGGCACCAGCUGCUUUAAAAACUAAACUGAAACUGCCUUGCUACCAUCCUUGCUAACAUUGUUGAGACCCACGGUGCUUCACUAAAUCUUUCACAAAAUGCAAAAAAAAAAAAUUAAUAAAAUGUUCUCGCUUCACUUGGCUUUCCACUGAUGCAAACAAGUUUCAAGCAGCCCACAGAGGUUUGCACAAAUUGCAAUUUUUUGCAAAGUUUCAGUUUUUUAGGGCGGAAUUUCUCAAGGGGAGGCGUUCAUAUGCUGAGGUACCACUUUAUUUAGUAAUAGGAAUAAGAGCAUUAUAGUUUAUUAUACAUUUAAUUAAAAUGGCCAGUAUAUAUGGGUGUAAAAGAGAUCAUACCUUGAGAAGUGAUUUUGGGUAACAAGCUAUAGACAUUUAAUAUACAAAAAUGACACACACAGAGUCAGCAAAAAAGAAUUUAUACACACUCCAGGAAAAGAAAUAUAGUAUAAUAAUAAAUUAUAGUAUAUUAUAUUCAUUUAAUAUUAUAUAUAGCAAUACGUUUAUUAUUUAAAUAUUUAUAUUAUAUUAAAAGUUUUUAAUUUCCGGAAUUGUUUAUUUUUUUA
Molecule: messenger RNA, 2199 nt
Organism: Clarias gariepinus (North African catfish)
Lineage: Eukaryota; Metazoa; Chordata; Actinopteri; Siluriformes; Clariidae
Gene: mmadhcb
Product: metabolism of cobalamin associated Db
Exons: 8
Coding region: 261-1133 (290 amino acids)
Biological process (GO): cobalamin metabolic process
Cellular component (GO): mitochondrion
Source: RefSeq, a predicted model, not a curated record